UAAACAACUCAGACAUUUCUGAAUCUCUCAAGACACAACAAUGACAGAAACACAAACUAACAUUGAUCAAGAAGCAGGAACGAACUCUCAACCUUUGAUCCCAGGUUUACCAAACGAGAUCGCAGAGCUUUGUCUCCUUCGUCUUCCUUACCCAUACCACGCUCUCUUCCGCUCCGUUUCAUCUUCUUGGAACACAACAAUUACAAACCCUAGCUUCCUCCUCUCCAAGCAAUCCCUCUCCAUCUCUUCCCCUUACCUCUUCGUCUUCGCCUUCAACAAAUCAACGGCCAAGAUUCAAUGGCAAUCCCUCGACCUUUCAUCCGGCCGCUGGUUCGUUCUACCUCCCAUGCCCACCUCUUUCACCAAGAUCUCCUCUCCCCACGCGCUCUCCUGCGCGUCGAACCCACGUCAGGGAAAGCUUUUCGUCCUCGGAGGCGGCGAGUCCUCUCGCUCCGCCGUCGUCUACACCGCCCUGACGAACCGCUGGUCGUUCGCGUCUCCGAUGCUGAGUCCGAGAACGUACUUCGUCGCCGGGAACGUCGACGGUAAAAUCAUGGCCGUCGGCGGGAGUUUGGACGGGGUCGGAGAAGCCACGACGGAUGUCGAAUCGUACGAUCCGGAGAGCGACACGUGGAAGGAGUCCGCGAAGCUCCCGAUGGUGUUGCCGAAGUACGACUCCGCCGUGAUCGGGAGAGAGAUGCUGGUGACGGAAGGAUGGGCGUGGCCGUUCAUGUUUCCGCCCAUGGCACAGGUGUACGACUACGAUAAAGACACGUGGCGAGAGAUGAGGGGUGGGAUGAAGGAAGGGUGGACGGGUUUGAGCGUCGUGAUCCGGGGGAGGCUGUUCGUGAUCUCGGAGCACGGGAACUUCCCGAUGAAGGUUUAUUCAUCUGAUGAUGACACGUGGGAGUACGUGAGUGGCCAGAAGCUUCCGAAGGAGACGAUGCGGCGUCCGCUAGCUGUGACGGGAGCUGAAGACCGAAUGUUUGUGGUGGGUGAAGGGCUUAACGUGGCGGAAGGUAGAGUGAGUGAGAGGCAAAACGGGGAAUUUCGUGUUGUGUGGAGGAUGAUCACGUCGUCUCCUCAAGCUCGUACUCAACUCACACCUGCUAGUUGUCACGUCCUUUAUGUCUGAUUUUUUUUUUUCCCAAAUAAUUUAGGUUCAUAGUAGAUUCACCAACCAAUAUGAUGAUAUUAUUUUAUAUUUGAUAUUUUUUUUAAAAGGAAUUUAAAUCGUGUUAAUUAUAUUAUAUUUUUAAAAACAAAAAUAGAAAAAA
Messenger RNA from Eruca vesicaria subsp. sativa (arugula), 1277 nucleotides. NCBI's taxonomy places the organism in Eukaryota, Viridiplantae, Streptophyta, Magnoliopsida, Brassicales, Brassicaceae. The record is from the annotation of a GenBank genome assembly.